AUGCCCGAAGUGCCGAAGUAUGAUAGGAUUUCAGAUCUAUAUGAGCACAUUACCACCUACACAACAACAGUGAAAAGAAAUGAUUUGGCUCCUCAGAAAAUUGAGUCCGUGUUGCUGAAGAAAUUUGGUGAAACUCUCACGAGGGGAGCUUUAAUGUGGUAUUCAUUAUUGCCCGAGCAUUCCAUAAAUUCCUUUGAAAUGCUCGUAGAUUCUUUUAUCAAUGCUCAUGCUGGUGCUAGAAAGAAGAAAAGGAUGUUUCUACCAGCAGUCCCAGAUGAAUGGGCAGCUGAAGCAGUCACCAAAGGUUUAUAUCCAAGAAGUUCGUACGCUUCCCGGAAGUUGAAAGAAAGUCUGCUCGAGUUCCAAGCGAUGCCUUGGGCGGAUGUUCACAACCGGUACGAGUCAAAAAUAAGGAUAGAAGACGAUCAGAUGGACUCCGAGGGGGAGGUUUUUGCCAUACGACGGACAGAAGGUCGUGGCAGGAGCUUCCGUACAGCAGACAAGUUCACCGUUGAUAGAAGGACCGAUUGUGGCCGGAACUACAUAUCGCUGCAGGAUAAAGAAAUCUGGGGGUCGCGAGAUUCUUCUUACCCAAAGUUAUCAGAAUAUAACUUCAAUGUCAGUGUAGUCGAGUUGGUGUCAGCCAUGAGGAAUAUCAAAGAGGCACGAUUCCCAAGACCUAUGAAAUUUGAUCCCAGCCAGAGGGAUCCCAAUUUAUGGUGUGAAUACCACGGCACUAACGGCCACCGGACCGAGGACUGCCGACACCUCCGGGAAGAAGUGGAAACACUGUUAAAGAAUGGUCACUUCAGAGAAUUCUUGAGUGACCCAGCUAAAAAUAACUAUGGUCGGAACAUGGGUGACACGUAA
This is a messenger RNA of Nicotiana tabacum (common tobacco), 870 nucleotides long. The record is from RefSeq and is a predicted model, not a curated record. Lineage: Eukaryota; Viridiplantae; Streptophyta; Magnoliopsida; Solanales; Solanaceae.